Messenger RNA from Eremomyces bilateralis CBS 781.70, 5375 nucleotides. RefSeq lists its product as uncharacterized. The coding region runs from base 324 to 5111 and encodes 1595 amino acids. The record is from RefSeq and is a predicted model, not a curated record. NCBI's taxonomy places the organism in Eukaryota, Fungi, Ascomycota, Dothideomycetes, Eremomycetales, Eremomycetaceae. The transcript is spliced from 2 exons.
ACCUCAACGGCUCAUCAUUUCCGUAUUACUGGCGUAUUAUUGUCGCAUUAUUGUCCCUAAUCUACAUUUUCUCCAGAAGCUCGAUGAGAGUGACGUGAAUAUUCAAUUCACCAGAACAACUUUCCCUUCAUCCUCCACCCUCCACUCUCCAUUCUCCACCUUCACCCUUCACCCUUCACCCUUCACCCUUCAUACUCCACCCUUCACCCAUCCCUUCGUCCCUUCCUACUUCGAGUGUCGCCGGCAUCUCAUCUCCUUGCGUUCCUUCCAACCCCCUGUCAUGGACCUCCCACUCCUUUCUCAUCUAACACUGAUCUGCACCCAUGUCUGAAUCCGGUCAUCUACGGAAACCUUGGUUGCGAAAGGUAGUCUCGGACGAGCUGGGGAAUGCAUCUAUCUGGCUUCGACAACCACCGAGUACAUCGCAAAGUUCUCAAACAGCGGAAAAGCUAUACGACGACAACAACAACUACCUUCGGGUUACCGUUAGUACGGGAAUUUUGGCCUCCCGUAUAGUCCAAAUCCACAAGGUCGUCAACCAAGGCAGGUCUCUAAAAGCAAAACUAUCCGACGGCGAUCACUGGGUCUCGGCCAAGUUCUCUCAAGACUGCAUCACACGGUGGACGUCCCUACACAACCGUCCAUUUAGCGACACCACAUGGAAGGGGUACAUCAACCUGAAAGCCCUCGAUAUCCGAUCCUCGAAGCUGGUUAGCGGUACCGACCAAAUAUCUCUAUUCGUAAAAGACUUUGAGUGGGUUUCUUCAAGCGAGCACCUUCACGGAAGUCCAGUGUAUAUAGGAGAAGAUCGGGAAAUAAAGGAGAAACUUCAGCGGAUGGAGGAUCCGUAUUCGCUUAUGUCUGAGCUAUCUCCUGAACACGGGGAGGGAGCAGGCGAAGAUGCGAUGGCAGACGAUGAAGGGAGCCCUGGUCCCAUUGUCGGCACACGGGUAAAACAUAAACCCAAGUCCCGCUCGCCUUCCAUGUCUGCAGACGCGCCUGUUAUGGAAACUCAGAUUUCGAACAUGAUGACCCAACUUCCACCGCGCUCUCCGGAAUUUCGACCCAUUGUUCUCUCCAGGCCUCCGAAGAACGCUGUCACCAAAGCCGAUCAACUCCUCCAACUCCUUAAGCCUCGCCUACAACGGGCACGUACUCCCGAACUUCCAGCCGCUCGGGAACGGUCUUAUGAUUCUCUCUACGACGAUUCUGAUGAGGGAGAUAGGCAUCGAGGAUCCAACGCUGGAUCUCCUGUCCACGUUGCUCCUGAUCCUGCCAAUAGCGAUGCCUCAUCCGAUGUUCAUCGAGGGGCUAACCAAUCUGGCACAGCCCCUGUCUCCGAACUUGAGCCCGAAAUCAUGGCAUUGGUCGAGGAGAUCGAUAACGAGCACAACUCUUCCAACGCAGAAGUGAUGGACGUGGACGGCGACCGGUUGCCAGAUCCUGGCACAUCCACCCAAGAGAAUUCGCGCACCAGGCCAUCUUCAGCACCGCUGACAGGAACGUCGUGCAAGACGCCACGAAAUGAGACGAAGGAUGAAAGCUCUUCCGAGGAUCAACUAAAACAAGUGAAUCCAGAUCCCAACACAUCCCGUCAAGAACAGUUACAGCCAUUCUCAGUCCCUCUAACACGCAUGUUAUGUGGAACCCCUCGAAAGGAGAUGAAGCGCAAACGCUCUGCCGAUGAUGACGAACCAAGGCGGGCGAAACGGGCGAGUAUAGAACAGAAACAAGAGCGCAAACACUUUAAUGUCCCACUUACGCGCCGUAUAUGCUUGGUCCCGAAAGAUCAAGACAAAUUGCUUAUUGAGGAAGCGUCCUGGCUGCGCAAUCCCGGCAAUUUUAACCGGAUGAGUGUCCCGGACGCUGUGAUUUUGGCAAUGGAGGGUCGUGGAAACGAGACAACAGUUACAAAACAUCCUCCCAACAACGAACUGAGCAAUCAGCUUCGGAAUGGACACGAUGCUCGCAAUGGCGCCACGUCCGGUCCACCUCCCCACGAAACGCAGCCCGUGACCCAAGACUCGACCACCACCACCUCAAGCGAACUAGAAUCCGAAACCGACACCGAGGAGGACGUGAUUCGCGAGAAUGCCGAGAAAGCAGAUGGGCCUCCCCCAUCAUCCGCAUAUAGCUGGACACCUUCUCCUACGCCUAAAAAGCGGAACGCGCUUCCUCCCGACAGCUCAGUCCCUGCAAUCGAACCGGAAGAUACUACGGGAGGAGAAGCGAUGCCGGAUGCCAGAUCCAUUGUCAAUGUGCCAGGUACUCCGAACAGGCAGUAUUGUCGUGGAUCAGUCGACGAGAUUGAUAACUCUCCGCUCAUGGUAGUCGUCACUCCAAGCAAGCAGCUGCAAAGCGACAGUAUCUCUGACGAUGAACACGAAUGUGCUCCAUCCAACCGUGGCAGUAGCCGCAUGGCAGAUGAACUAAGCAGCUCCGAUAUCAUGGACAUUUACGGCCCCGGUGAACCAUUUGGCUACGACGGAGCCGCGGUCUCCAAAGGACACGACUCGAUGGUGGCCAGUACGUUUCUAUCUGACAUGGAAAUCUCCAUUCCCAGGCCCUUGGUAAAGGAAAAAGCAGGACCAGUCCUCAAGACUGUGCCUGAGUCUUCCCACAAGUCUUCACCGACGGUUAUGGUACGUGGAACACCAAUGUCCUCGGCGGAGGAGGCGGCCGAGGAACAGCUUAGGAGUGGCCAAUCGACCAAGAAGCUGGAAGUCCGAAAGUUCUUGCCGAGAGAUCAUGCUUUUAUUUCUCUUGAGUCGCAGCAACAAGAGGCAAUCGAUCAUCAACUUCGUGAUGGUGGCCACAAUGACGUAGCGGACGAUUCCAAUGUCAUACCAAAUAGCGAUCAUGCGGAGCAUGUGCCUAGCAGCCAUCCCCAUCUCACGCAACCGCCCACGAUUUCCUAUAUCCCCAAAGUCACACGAAGCUCAAUUGAGGGUCGAAUGGCGACGGUCGCCCCUCGUGCAAGCAGCGAGAAGAGCCCGCAACCGAGGGCGGCUAAGAUCCGAGUCGGCCCCCCUGAAAUGCACCCGGAGAAUCAAGCAUAUGUCAGCCGCUCGGCAAGUCCAGGCACGCCUCCCCCUAACAUAAAUGGAAGGUUCUCAAGACCGAGCCCGGGCAGCGCCAGGAACCCGUUAAUCUCAAGGGGCUUUGGUGGCAGUCUGCUUAAGCCCAGGCCUUCGGGCCCCGCUCCCAUUUUGGUUCAACAGACGGCAGAGGAAGACCUACCGGAACCCCCAGCUGGGGUUCGGUGCAGUCCCGACAUCGUGGCGGAGACGAUUCGAUCGCGCCGAACAGAGUUCGUCCUGACGUCAAGCCCACCAUCCACUGCGCGGUCAUCCGUGUCCACAUCCCCCCGGCCUCAGGAAGUGGCACCAAGACUUUCGACGCCUGCUCCCAUGUUGGCGGAACAGGCAGGGAAGGACGACCGGUCGGAAUCUCCGGCUCGGCCCCGAUACACUCCAUACGUUGUGGGGGAUAAGGGGCAACCCAACACCAUGAAGUCCAACCGCAUAUUAACCCCACCAUCCGUCCCGCGCCAACCCUCCGUGUCACCUGGACAAAAAGGAGAGGAAGACCGCCAUAGACCCCGGUCUAGGCUUCGGUAUGGUUCAGACGUUGUGGUUGGCAAGAGACAACCCAACCCAAUGGGGUUCGGCCGCAUAUCAACCCCACCAUCUGUGGCGCGCCAGUCCUCCAUAUCAACCGAACAGAAGAGAGGCGAAGACCACCAUCCAUCCCCGUCUAGGCUUUGGUCUGGUCCAGCCGCCCGGAUCGGCAAGAUACAAUCCAACAACGCGGAGCGCCUCUAUACAUCAACCCCACCAUCCCUUCCGCGCCAGUCACCCAUGUCGACAUCUCUCCCCAAACGGUCCUCGGCCACCAAAUCCUCCCCGUUCCAACUUCCCAUGUCCCAACCCGUUGAGUCUGUCGACCUCGUUUCCGAAUCCCCCACACCCGAACCUUGCAAACCGAAGUCGAAACCAUCGGUCGAGGUCGACCUCAUCUCCAAAUCACCCACACCCGAACCUUCCAAAGCGAAGCCGAAACCACAGUCCAAGUCCAUCGACCUCAUCUCCAAAUCCGCCACAUCUGACCCUUCCACACCGGAGUCGAAACCACCGCCCAAAUCCAUCGAUCUCACCACCGCGACUCGGGAAUCUAUCCGCGCAGACUUUUGCCGAGCAUACCCCGCGUCGACCACGCUCCUCAAAUCCAGCGAAUUCAACCGUAUCUGCGAUAUCAUUCACACCAGAAUCUCGCCAGCCGAGUUCCCACCCGAGCUCUACGACAGCAUCGUCCUCGCGAACAAGGGCUACAAGAAGUACUCCGAUGCCUGCAUAGCAAAGUCGACGCCCCCCGAACACCUCCUGAGUUAUUUACGGCGUAUAGAACUCAAGCCCGUGAGACCCGAGAAUCCGGUGAUAAUCGGCAUACCGAACAACGAUGGGAAUGGGAGCGGAUGGACGGAUACGGACAUGGCAGCGCAGACGGGGGUGCUUACGCCCGAAGUCAUCGCGCACAUGGCGGCCUUGAAGGCCACGGCCACCCUAAAGGCCAAAAACAAGCGCGAGAGCUCGAUGAGCGCGGCCUCGAGCAGACGGGGCAGCACGGUGAUGAACGCAACGCCGCAGCGGGGGACGAUGCCACGGAUCUCGAGCAACUUAUCGGGAACCAAGCGGGUUCGUGACAGCGCAGAGACGCCGGGCGGGACGCCCAGCGGCGCGAAGAAGCGGAAGAUCAUUGAGAAGGGGAGAGGCUCGCCUGCAGCUAUCGGGGCGUUGAAUCCGGGAAAGAAGAGAGAUGAUAAGUCCGUGGAGAGGAGUGUUGAGAGGCGAGAAAAGCCGACGGUGCGGAUGAUGCAUAGCGGAGGUCAGGCAAGCGGAUCAAGCUCCUCGACGCGGCACACGGUAACACGGCCGCAUGCGCGAGGGCCCGGAGCGGAGGCGUCGCGGGCGCGAUUGUUCUCCGAGGCGCCGCGUGGGUCGAUGCUUGGGCUGGUGGCGGAUUACAUGAACUCGGAGCCGGUUCGAGGGAAGGUGAAGGGGGACGCGAAGGCGGAGGGGACGAAGGUGGAUGUGUUGGGGUGGAAGAUCUAGGGCGAGAGGGGGGAGGGGAAUAUAACCCUGAACGCGGCUCGGUUCAUGGAGAUCUGAUGACAAGGAACUACGAGCGACGCAUGUAUUUCAGGCAUCACGAAGACGGACUGGAUUGUCCAGCAUUCGGCCCCGGGGCUACGGCUAUGGUUACAGGUGGUCUGAGAGAAGGCCUUAUAGCAGUAUCAAGCUGCCACUAUGAAUAACAGCCAUUAUUCGACAGGGUUUCGAGUUGUUCAGAUGAAUUUACUUUCAAUGACGAUGGUU